UAACCACCACCAGCCAUGACCCAACACCGCCAAGCCCAAGCCCAGGCCCAACCCCACCGCCGCUCCACCUGUCACCGCCACCCCACCACACCCAUCACCGGAUUCUGCGCCCCUUGCCUCAGCGAACGCCUCGCCGGCCUCGACUCCUCCUCCCCAUCCGCCGCCGUUGCUCCCCAGAACGCGCAUUCCGGGUCUUCGGAGCUCCGGCGCAGCAAAUCGUGCUGCGGGACCCGACCCGAGUCGUCGGCCUACCCGCCGGAGCCUCCUCGGCGCAAGUCGUGCGACGUCAGGAACCGGAACACUCUCUCGGAGCUCUUCAACAUCGACGACCACCGCAAGGGCCUGCCCAGAAGGUUCGAGAUCGAUUCCAGCGGCCAAGGUUUCGAAUUGAAAGAAGAGCCGGAGGAGGAGCACAAUGGGGAUGAAACUAGGGCUUCGGACGCGGAGUUCAAGACGAUGAAGGAGCUGAUAGAUCUCGAGUUGCAGAGGAAGAAGGGCAACGGUCGAGAUUUGAGAGAAAUCGCAGGGACAUUUUGGGAAACUGCCUCGAACAAAGUGAGGCAAUGGCGCCGGAAGCAGAAGCCCAAGAAGCUCGAAAGCGAGGGUUUGGGGUCGGAGAAGCGAAGCGCGAGGCGUGGGUUGAGGGAGACCCAAUCGGAGGUGGGAGAGUACGCAUUGGGCCGGAGAUCGUGCGAUACGGAUCUGGAUCCGGGUCGGAUGUCGUUGGAUGAGCCUCGGGCUUCGUGGGACGGGUACAUGAGCUCGAGAGCGUACCCGAGGAUGACUCCGAUGGUUUCGGUGGUGGAGGAUGUGAAAAUGAGUGAGGAGGAGGGUUUGGAGAGCUUGGAGAGGAGUCCCGGGGGGUCGGCUCAGACUAAAGACUACUACUUUUCGCAGACGAGGCGGCGGCGGAGCUUUGAGAGGUCGAGUGCUUGUGCUCAUAGUAGCAAAGGGGUAAUGCCGGCGCAGGUGGAUGAGUUGAAGCUGGUGUCGAAUGGCGCUACCGAGUUGUUCUAUGGGGCGAAGCUGCUGAUUACGGAGAAGGAAUUGAUGGAGUCGAGUUCUUCGAAUUCAAAGUCUGUGGAAGAGGAUGGUGUGGUGGGGGGUGGUGGUGUUGGCAGCAUUGAAGGUGUUUGUGGAAAUGUAGCUGCUGUUUCGUCGAAUGGGGUUGAUCAGAAGCCGCAGAAAUGGCACAAGAGGUGGAAGUUCUGGGGUUUGAUGCAGAGGAAAAGCCAGGCGAAACAUGGUGGUGGUGCUCAAGAAGAGUCUUGGAAAAAGCUGAGGAGGGUUGCUAAUGGAGAAGCCAAUAAUGCCUCUGUGAGCCAGAAGCUGAUUCGAAGCUACAGUGUCAGCUGCAGAAACUCCUGCAAAAUGGUGGGUUUGUUUAGUAAUGUGAGCACUGUAGAGAGCAAAGGCAAUGGCUUGAAGACGUUGCAUAGGAACCGGAGCGCACGUUACUCACCCAGUAAUCUUGAUCACGGCCUCUUAAGGUUUUACUUGACACCAUUGAGGAGUUAUAGGAGGAGUGAAUCGUGGAAGAGUAGGCUGCCAAACAACAACUCCCCACAGACUUUGGCCAAGAAUGUGUUGUAAAGGUGCAUCACCACUUCACAUGUUCUUCUAUGGAUGUCAUGAUGAUCAGGUCAUGUUGUAAAGCCAUAUAUAAAUGCAUUUCUCGUUCUUUUUGAGAGCAAGUCUCUCCCUAACAUGUCUUUCCGAUCUGAAGAGUUAAUUGUUACUAUAUACUAUGUAAUUUUCGCUAUAUUCUCAUAAGGAUGUUAAGGUAGUUCCCUUUGACAAACUAGUUUAUGUAGCUGCAUAUGAUGUUUGAAGAGUCUGUAAUAAUACAUUGCAGAUUCGGAUAUUUGAAUCAUGGGUUGGUCCGUGUUUUUAUUGUAACUUGUAACAAUGCAAUUUAGGGUUCUUCGGGUUUCUUGAGAUGAAGGGUUCAUUUGCUUA
This is a messenger RNA of Rosa rugosa (rugosa rose), 1959 nucleotides long. Its product is annotated as protein OCTOPUS-like. NCBI's taxonomy places the organism in Eukaryota, Viridiplantae, Streptophyta, Magnoliopsida, Rosales, Rosaceae. The transcript has a single exon. The coding region runs from base 16 to 1593 and encodes 525 amino acids. The record is from RefSeq and is a predicted model, not a curated record.